UCUUUGUCGAUGCUUUUAGUUUACUUCGUGGAGUAAAUACAUAAAAUACGAAAAAUAAAUCAAAUAUUAGCUGUUGAUAUGAAAGAUACUUCACUGAUGCUGCACGUGAAAAAGUCCUCACAACCACAACACUGGUGUAAACAAAACGAUGGCGGCUAUCGCUUCGCGAGUAGAGGAAUUGAUCAAAUAUUUUAAAUCGCAUAAUAAAAUUCGAGAGCAGCAGAGUCAUUCGGCAAAGGUACAUAGUGUGGGAUGGAGCUGCGACGGCAAAUACCUGGCCUCGGGUUCCUUCGACAAGUCUGUCUGCAUAUUUUCUUUGUGUCCUGAUCGCUUGAAGCAAGAAACUACUUUUAGAGGACACGGCGGUAGCGUGGAUCAAUUGUGCUGGCAUGCCUUCUACCCAGAAUUAUUAUCCACAGCAAGCGGAGAUAAAACUGUUCGUAUCUGGGAUACAAGGACACAGAAGUGUACAGCAAAUAUCAAUACAAGGGGUGAGAACAUCAACAUAUCAUGGUCACCGGAUGGUAACACAAUCGCAGUUGGAAACAAGGAAGACCUUGUGACUUUCAUUGAUGCUCGGGUAAUGAAGAUACGUGCAGAGGAGCAAUUCAAUUUUGAGGUAAACGAAAUCUCAUGGAACAAGGAUUCGGAUACAUUCUACCUGACAAACGGCCAAGGCUGUGUGCACAUACUUAGCUAUCCCGAGUUGGAAUUAUUACAUGUGAUCAAAGCGCAUCCUGGUACAUGUAUCUGUAUUGAAUUUGAUCCGACCGGGCGAUAUUUUGCCACUGGAUCCGCAGAUGCGCUUGUUUCCCUGUGGGACGCCGACGAAUUGUGUUGUUUGAGGACAUUUUCACGACUUGAAUGGCCAGUGCGUACCAUCUCCUUUUCGUUUGACGGACAGCUGUUGGCAGCGGCAUCCGAGGAUUUAGUUAUAGAUAUUGGCGAGGUAGAGACUGGUGAGAAGAUCGCCGACGUCCCGGUGGAGGCAGCGACCUUCACUGUCGCGUGGCAUCCGAAACAGUAUCUCCUAGCUUACGCGUGCGACGAUAAGGACACCUACGACCGGAAACGCGAUGCCGGAAGUCUAAAGGUGUUCGGUUUUGCAAACGAUUGAGCGAUCAUUUUUCGUAUUGGACUUACAUUAUGCAUUCGACAGAUUAUUUUAUUUUAUAGGAAUAUUUUAGUUAAGGAAUGAAUCAAUGAUAUAUAAACUUCGUGUAAAUUUUAAAGCCAUAUUUCACACUUGCUGUCUCGUAAUUGACAAAGUCAGCACGAUCUUUUUUUUUGUGGGGAACUAAAUUAUAUACGAGAUAAAUACAAGA
This is a messenger RNA of Camponotus floridanus (Florida carpenter ant), 1325 nucleotides long. RefSeq names its product THO complex subunit 3 (gene tex). Gene Ontology annotation, biological process: mRNA export from nucleus. The coding region runs from base 149 to 1117 and encodes 322 amino acids. Gene Ontology annotation, molecular function: protein binding. Gene Ontology annotation, cellular component: THO complex part of transcription export complex. NCBI's taxonomy places the organism in Eukaryota, Metazoa, Arthropoda, Insecta, Hymenoptera, Formicidae. The transcript has 3 exons. The record is from RefSeq and is a predicted model, not a curated record.